AUGUUGGAGACUCCGAGAAGCAAGGAGGCACUGGAGAAGCUCUGUGGAUUUCUUUCAAGUGAAGGGAAUGCCACAAAAGAGAGUAAUUCACUAGCGGACCUCUUCACCACUUCUACACAAGAGACUGUUCGAAGUGUGGAGGUGGAAGUGGCUUUUUUGGUGUCUCCGCCAGCUCAUCGCGUUCCUCUAUACUUUACCCUUCCAUAUGAAGUAUUACCAGGGACAAUAUGUGUAGUUACCCCAUCACCUCAGCGAAAAUACAAGGAUAAGGUGUUACAGUUAAGUGAAGAUGGAAAUCCAGUUGCCCAACGUGUUAAAAAGGUCAUUGAUACAAAAAAACUUAACAUGAAAUUUGUGGACCCUGUUGCGGUAAGGGCUCUCGCUAACAGUUUUGAUCACUUCAUUUUGUUUGGUGUCAAAAAGUACCCCCGCCAGUUAACUGGAGAGUUUCUUGGACACCAGAAGCCCCCUGUUUGGGUGCCUCAACGUGGAGGAUUCAAGUCAAAUUUGUUAAAGGCAGUGAAUACGGUGGUAUUUCAGCGUCGUGGUCAUAAUGCUGUUACGUGCCGCAUUGGUCAUACUGGUCUUUCACUGGAUCAACUCCACGAGAAUCUUCAGUCCUUUCUCGCGCAGAUGACUAGCCAUGCUCAAGGAACGAUUCCUGAGGAUAUCCUGCACAUUCGUGUGGCUGGAACAAACAAUAUGGGCAAACGUGCUGGGCUUCCGAUAUUUGUUCACACGUUCCAAAUUCCGCGUGAAGUGCCGGAAAAUGGAGGCGAAGAGCCAGUGACAAAGAAGCGAAGGAAGGAUGAAUAA
Messenger RNA from Trypanosoma theileri, 816 nucleotides. RefSeq lists its product as uncharacterized. NCBI's taxonomy places the organism in Eukaryota, Euglenozoa, Kinetoplastea, Trypanosomatida, Trypanosomatidae. The record is from RefSeq and is a predicted model, not a curated record. The coding region runs from base 1 to 816 and encodes 271 amino acids. The transcript has a single exon.